Molecule: messenger RNA, 1113 nt
Organism: Ustilago hordei
Lineage: Eukaryota; Fungi; Basidiomycota; Ustilaginomycetes; Ustilaginales; Ustilaginaceae
Exons: 1
Coding region: 1-1113 (370 amino acids)
Biological process (GO): translation
Cellular component (GO): ribosome; mitochondrial small ribosomal subunit
Molecular function (GO): structural constituent of ribosome
Source: RefSeq, a predicted model, not a curated record
AUGGCCAGCCCAGUCGCCAGCUCUUCGAGGACAACCCUCGGCAGCUUGCUGAGGAGCUCCACAUCCUCCUCCACCAGCACCUCCUCGCGAGCUUCUUUCCUUGCCCGCCCCAUCUCCAGCCAAGUCCAGUCCAGCACCUUUUCUGAUGCAAUUGGCGCUGCUGCGGAGCCAGUAGCCCUAUCUGCGCCCGCAUCCACCGAGACCAACACUAGCAAUGACGCUGUCGAAAAGCGACGUCUCAGGCGCACGCUUAUGGUCCAGCUUUCCGACCUUGGUAGCACACAGACCCGCGCAAACUCAUUCCGACCAUACAAACAGCGUCUCAAUCCCAUCGAUGCUCACAAGCUCACCUUGAAACAUCUUGUCGCAUCCACCGCUCAGGUCGGCCACUCGCUUUCUUCGCUCAAAUCUGCCCACCAGCCCUACAUUUACGGUCAGCGUCACGGUGUCGCGAUUUUCGACUUGGAGCGAGCAACACUGCCAGCCUUGCGAAGGGCAGCAGCUGUAGUCAAGGCUGUAGCUGAAUCUGAUGGCGUCAUUCUCUUUAUCGGUACGCGUCCAGGGCAGCAGGCAGCAGUGUUGGCGGCUACCAAGCGUCUCGGUAGCAACGGCUUCCAUGUUACUGCCGAGCGAUGGAUGCCAGGUGUCAUCACCAACGCUCCCAAGCUUCUUGCAACAGCCAUCUUGAAGUCGAUCGACGACCUCGAUCCUUCCGGUUCAGCCAACACCAACCGUCUGGCAUCCCAGACUCUCCAGCCUGAUCUCGUCAUUGUUCUCAACCCUCUCGAAAACUCUUUCGCUAUCCGUGAAGCUACCCAGGCCAACAUCCCCACUAUCGCCAUCACUGACUCGGAUGUCGACCCGAGAUCCGUCACCUACCCUAUCCCCGCCAACGACGACUCCAUCCGCAGCGUCGAACUCAUCAUCGGUCUUCUCUCAAAAGCAGGACAAGAAGGUCUCCGAGUCAGGGCAAAGAAGCUCGACGAGGCCGAUAAGAUCGAGCGCAAGGUUAACAGGACACUUCACAGCCGUGUUGUGGGCGCCAACUUUGACCCUCGAUCUCGAUCUGCACCCAUUCGCACUGUUCCCAAUUCCGAACAAGACGACGAUUGA